Molecule: messenger RNA, 558 nt
Organism: Peronospora matthiolae
Lineage: Eukaryota; Oomycota; Peronosporomycetes; Peronosporales; Peronosporaceae
Source: the annotation of a GenBank genome assembly
AUGGAUGGAAAGACGGACGUGGAGGCUCAUAGAAUCCACGUCCGAAAGGUUCUUACACUAAUGCGAGAGCAUAAGUUGUUCGAGAACCUCAAGAAGUGUAUAUUCGCAGCGAACGAAUUACCACUUCUUGGCUGCAUCGUGGGUAAAAAUGGUGUACGCCCUGAUCCGGAAAAGAUCAAGGCGAUCAGCGACUGGCCUGUUCCAGUCGACGUCAAGGGACUUCAAAAGUUCCUUGGCUUGGCGGCGUACUUGCGCAAGUACUCGCGCAACUACGCCGAGAUGACCGUACAUCCCUCUCGUCUGUUAAAGAAAAACACGAGGUGGUCAUGGAGUGCUGAGUGUCAGCACUCUUUUAGAGGUGACAAGAAAAGCUUGGUGCAAUCACCUGUGUUGGCGAUUGCAGAUCAGGAUAGGACAUUUCAUGUGGUCUGUGACGCCAGCGAUUUUGCAAUCGGCUGCGCGUUAAUACAGUACGACUCAGACAAAGUUGAGCGCGUCGUCUGUCAUCAAUCGCGUCAGCUGCAAGCAGCUGAGCGUAAUUACCUAGUGCAUGAUUAG